AUGGCCUACUGGGCUCUCGAGGCGUUGGACGGCUCCAAAACGGCACUCUCUUCCCUCGACAGAGUCGAGGGCACGGACCCUCCCGCCUACAAGCUCGGCUGCGUCAGGGGCACCACCACGCCGCUGCUGCAGAUGACCGACAAGAUCGAGAUCGAGGUCAAAGAGCUCACCGAGGACUCGAUCACCUUUGUGCUGUCUGGCUGCGACACGUCGACAGCCAAUGCUCUUCGCCGCGUCAUGAUCGCUGAGGUGCCCACCAUGGCGAUCGACAAGGUGGAGGUGCUCGCCAACUCGACGGUGCUCCACGACGACUUUAUUUCACACCGGCUGGGGCUCGUCCCACUCUUCUCGCUGCUCGCUCGCUGGGGCGAUAAGGAACUCGUGCCGUAUCGCCACGGUGACGCCGCGACCUACGGCACGGAUUCGGAGACAGGGCUUCCGCUGGAUCAGACAUUCCGGUUCAAUCGCGACUGCGACUGCAUGACGACGUGCCCAAAGUGCACGGCCGACUUCACGCUCGAGGUCGCGUGCAACCAGGACGAGACGCUCGAGGUGACGACCCGCGAGCUGAAGCCGGACCAGCCCCUCCGCUGCUACGCGGCAGACGGCAGGCGGCGAGAGGAUGACGGCGAUUUUGAGCCCGACGCCUCGGCAGGCGGCGAGCACAUUCUGCUCGUCAAGAUGCGCAAGGGGCAAAAGCUGCACAUCCGGGCGUCGGCGCAGCUCGGCAUCGGCAAGGAGCACGCGAAGUGGUCGCCCUGCUGCACCGCAGUCUUUGCUGUCGAUCCGACUGUCAUCUUCAGCGAGAAGGUGUACGCCACGAUGAGGGACUUUGUCGAUGCGUGCCCGAAGAAGGUAGCACGGCCGCAUGAGCCGCGCGAUUACCUGGUUGCUGACGGGGCUAACGAGGAGAGCUGCGUCGGCGAGCGCGAGAGGCAUUUCCGCUUCACGGUCGAGUCGACGGGGGCGCUCAAGCCGGAGGAAAUUGUCGAGCGAGCCGUGCUCAAAAAGAAGCUGCGGGAUGUGCAGGCCAACUUGAUCGCCGUCGUCGACAAUGAGGAGGCCAUCGGCCGAGGCUGA
This is a messenger RNA of Emiliania huxleyi CCMP1516, 1080 nucleotides long. RefSeq lists its product as hypothetical. Bases 1 to 1080 code for a protein of 359 amino acids. The record is from RefSeq and is a predicted model, not a curated record. Gene Ontology annotation, cellular component: RNA polymerase II, core complex. The transcript is spliced from 7 exons. Gene Ontology annotation, molecular function: DNA-directed RNA polymerase activity; protein dimerization activity. Lineage: Eukaryota; Haptophyta; Isochrysidales; Noelaerhabdaceae. Gene Ontology annotation, biological process: DNA-templated transcription.